AUGAGCAGAAGAAAAGGGAGUAAUCCAAGAAGAAAAGAUACCGAUUUUGAACGAAGAUUGCUCGUUCCGAGAGAUUCAACUACUACCAACAGCAAUUCUGCAAGACAGUUAUUUGAUCCUCGUUCAGAUAAUCCAAUAGCUUUCAACAAGCAACAGCAACCGAAAAGCGAAAGUGAACCUGAGAUCACUGAAAGACAUGUGCAUUCUGGGCAACAUUCAGUAGCAAUGUCGCCUGCAAACUCCAUAAGAAGAGAGGUAUCAGACAGUGACUUGGAGGUGCCAUCUAGAAGACCACCUCCUCCAGCCGGAAGACGUUUGUGGAGUGCAGACGGACCAUCUCUGACACAACCCAAUAGCCCUCAGAAACCCGAAAAACCAAACACAAGAAGAUCAAUUCCAGCUACCAACAAGUCAAUAGUCAGUAAGAAACAUCAGCCGGAUGUCGAUUGCAAGAAAGAUGCAGCCAAUCAUUCGAAACAAGGUAGCAAAGAUGCAUCUAUGCCUGAGGAGGAUCCAGCAAACGAAGCCAAGAAGAAAAAACUGAAGGCGCUGAUCUCGUCGUUGAAAUCGAUCGAAGCCAAGCUCGAACAAGUCUCCAUUACAUCUCGCUCUUUACCAUGUUUUAAUGAAAACAACCAGAUUACACAGCAAGUUGUUUCGCAUGACCGCCGCAGAGAUUUGUCUAGAGGAGACCGAAAAGUGGAUGUACAGGAACAAUCAGUGAUAGUGGAACAGGAUAUUGUGGAUGUUGAGAACAUUUGGAAAGAAAAGAUCAGUCUGCAUCUAUCAUUAGGCGAGAAAUACCUGGAGAUUUUAACCUGUGAUCUGGAAUACGCUGAAAAGAAGGGAUUAGAGAGUUUAUGCUGGAAGCGUGCCGUAUAUAGCUUGGUAGAUCAAUUCAGAAGAGCUUUGCGAAAAUCAGCAAGUGACAUUGCAGCUCUCAAUGCGGCCGCAGCUACGCCAAAUUCAGUCGAAGCUUCUAGUAAGGCGCAAAGCGAAUUAGAAGCCAUGCUAUUUGAAGACGACGACGGCAGUGAUAGCAAUGUUACUGAAAUACCUGUGAUCCAUGAAGGUGGCGGCAUGACAUUUAUCAAGGUGGAGAAGCCCAAGCCUGAAGAAACAAAACUGAAUGAGAACAGACUACACCUGAAGCAAGCAAGAAUGAUGUCGACUUUAUUUCUACAUUAUCUUGAAUUAGCUGACGAUUUCUACCUGAAAUUAUCCUUGUUUUUGAAAAGAGUGGACGAUGAUUCGAAUAAGAAUAUGGACACAUAUUUGAACCUAUGGCGACGUACUCGGAAAUACAAAUGGUACACAUGCAUUUCUUUGAGAGGGGAUAUUGCUAGAUAUCGUUGGGCAUACACACCUGAAAAAGAAGACUUCUCUGAGCUACUAGAGCAAGAUGAAGCAGCUCAAGAGCCUAUCACAACAUGGACUAAAGAAGAAGCAUUUAAAGAAGCCUGGAAGUUUUACUCGAUUGGAACAUGGUUGAUGCCUGCCAAGGGAAACUUGUACUUUAACCUCUCCUUGCUACUGCAACAACCACCACACUUUCACACACAAGGCCAGGAUUUCCACAAGCUCUACUUUAGUACUCGCAGUUUGAUGGUCCGCCGCAAUGGCUUUUUGAAUGCAAGAGAGAGUAUGCUUGCUCUGUUUGAAGGCAAUCGUCGUUGGGUGCAGAAAAAUAUCGAGUCAAGCAAAAAUACCAGUGGCUUGAGAUCAAAAUCAAGACGAUCCAAGGGCCCAAGGAUGAAUAUGGAAAUUGACAAAAGUAUCACCAUUCCUGCGUUGUUUGUUCGACUCCAUGGCAUGCUGUUCACCAAGAUUGGCUUGGACGAAUUCCCUAGGAUCAAGGGUGCUUUCUUUGAAAGUUUGUUUGAAAUCAAUCAUACGCAACCAAAGCAGGACGGGUUUGAUCAGCCUAUUGUUCUCGACACGCAAGCCUCGAAGCCAGCGUUGCAUGACCCCAAGAAGCUUUCGGAAUCUCAUCUGUUUUGGCUUGAAACUGUGAUUGUAUGUCUCUCAUCUCUUUACACGUACGAUUUUGCCAAUUCCAAAUUUACCAAACUGCUUUCAACCAAUUCUGCCAAACGAUUCAGUCUUGAAACCAGCAAUGAACAAGUGUAUCAAACCCUGGCUGAAGAAAUUGGUGAUAGUGUAUUAUUCUCGCAUGAGGUGGAUUUAACGUGCCAAAUCGCAGUGGAGUUACUUCGUCGCUAUCUGGAUCCUCUGUUACCAAGCCCAUCAGUACCUCGAUUACCUGCAUUGCCUCAUGUGGUGCUCAAUUUCACUGAAAAUGAAGAGUUUUUGUUUGGACCUGUGCUCGACAACAAUGGAACAAGAAUUCACAAGAGUGCAUCCGGCAAACACGAGCAAACCAACGAUGCCGAUACCGAUGCUUUUGCCUGGCUUGUCUAUAUUGAGAUACUCCUUCACUGGAUGGUAUUGAAUGGUGUUUGCAUAAGAUCCAAAGACCAGGUGUCCUUAUGGGAAACAAUCGUAGGCGAUAUUGGCUAUGAUUUCAUCUUUCCGCAAGGCAAACGAUUGACUGCUGCUAAUGAGAAUCGCACUUCCAAGGUAUCACCUGCAUUCUGGCCAUUGCUACUCCAAUUCUUAAACAAAUUGCUAUCCGAACUACCAACUGAGGAGAAAUACGACAUGGUGAACAAACAUUUAUUGGACGACGAAGAGGAACUUGCAGACAGUCAAACAACAGACAAGACAUCCAGAGCUAAAUCCUCAGAUUUGGAGUAUGCAUUUACCAAAAAGAUAUUGGCAAUCUUAGGAAAUGAACCAGACUUGCCUGAAGAAAGCCUUUUGAGAGGAUUGGGAUGGGUUGAUGAGAUUCACGGAAGAUUCUUGAAGCUGGAGUCGGAUAACAAGUCAUUCAAGUCUGAACAUUCGGAUGCCAACACCAUUUCUCGACGCAAGCUAAAAAUUUUAGACUAUGGCUUCACGUUGGUCAAGCACUUGGAUGACAUCUUGUACUAUGACCCUGUGGAGGAGAUUUUCACCAUCUCCAAGAGUGUAGAAGAGCGAGCUGUGGCACUGGCCAAUGAAGCGACAAACCAAUCUCAGAAGCUGGAACAUAACACGGAUGACUUGUAUGAUGAUAUUCAAGAUGAAGCCUCGCUUAUUGGCGCUACGACGAUUGCAGAGAUGGACGAUGAUGUAUUACUGUCCAGCGAGACUGAUUUCGAUGAGCAAAACGAAGGCGAUGAUCUCAUGACUCAACUCAAGAAACGUCGAGAGCAACUGCAAUCCAUCGUUGUUUCUAGCGAAGCUGAAGAAAGAUUUGGCUAUCGUCGUCUGCCUGCCCGUGUCAAGGAAAGAGAAGCCCGCCUGAACUACUUGAGAGAAUGCAUUAUUCCAGGUAAAACCAUCUUGGUGUUUGAUACCAACUGUUUCAUUGGACAUCUCGAUUUGGUCAAAAAGUUGUUCAAAUGUCAAAAAUGGUCUAUCAUUGUUCCUCUUGUUGUCGUCACUGAAUUGGACGGUCUUCGAACCAAUACGCAUCGAUUGGGUGUAAUGGCUCAACAAGGCAUUGAACUUUUGCAAACCACAUUAGCCGCAAAACCAAAACAAAGCACAUCUCUUCGUAUACAAACAUCUCACAACAACUUUAUGAAUGAUAUAUCUAUUCGAUCUGAGCAAUUUGUUUUUGGGGAAAGCGACAAGAAUUUGGACGAUUUGAUCCUCUCUACCUGUUUAUGGUGGAUAGCACAACAGCAGCAAAAUGCCCAAGAAAAGUCUGCUGAGAAGGCUGUGCCUGUUUGUUUAGUCACUGGAGAUAGAAACUUGAGCGUAAAGGCUCGUGCUCGUGAUGUAGAGGUAGUUCCAGUGUCUGCCAUUAUUCAGUUAACCCCUAAAUAA
Molecule: messenger RNA, 3876 nt
Organism: Mucor velutinosus
Lineage: Eukaryota; Fungi; Mucoromycota; Mucoromycetes; Mucorales; Mucoraceae
Exons: 3
Coding region: 1-3876 (1291 amino acids)
Biological process (GO): nuclear-transcribed mRNA catabolic process, nonsense-mediated decay
Cellular component (GO): telomerase holoenzyme complex
Molecular function (GO): telomerase RNA binding; telomeric repeat DNA binding; protein binding
Source: RefSeq, a predicted model, not a curated record